GGCCAAGAGUGUGUGGGCGGCGGCGCGCGGGUGCGAGCGCGGAGCUGUGAGGCGCAGGCAGGGCUCUGGGGCACCUAGAGACCGGGGCCGGGGACGUGGCAGCCGCCCUGCCCGCCAGAAAGUUUCCUAGAAGUUUGCUGGGCGCGGGCGCACGACUGACUAGCCGGACCAUGAACGUGUUCCGAAUCCUCGGCGACCUGAGCCACCUCCUGGCCAUGAUCUUGCUGCUGGGGAAGAUCUGGAGGUCCAAGUGCUGCACGGGCAUCUCUGGGAAGAGCCAGAUCCUGUUUGCUCUCGUCUUCACCACCAGGUACCUGGACCUGUUCACCAACUUCAUCUCCAUCUACAACACAGUAAUGAAGGUGGUUUUUCUCCUCUGUGCCUAUGUUACAGUGUACAUGAUAUAUGGGAAAUUCCGUAAAACUUUUGACAGUGAGAAUGACACAUUCCGCCUGGAGUUUCUUCUGGUCCCAGUCAUUGGCCUUUCCUUCCUUGAAAACUACAGUUUCACUCCGCUGGAGAUCCUCUGGACUUUCUCUAUCUACCUGGAAUCAGUGGCUAUUCUGCCCCAGCUCUUCAUGAUCAGCAAGACUGGAGAGGCUGAGACCAUAACUACUCACUACCUGUUCUUUCUGGGUCUGUACCGGGCACUCUACCUGGCUAACUGGAUCAGGCGGUAUCAGACUGAGAAUUUCUAUGACCAAAUUGCAGUGGUGUCUGGAGUAGUACAAACCAUCUUCUACUGUGACUUCUUCUACUUGUAUGUGACCAAAGGUAGGUCCUGGGAUGACAGCAAUGAUGCUGACACUGGCCUGAGUUACUCAUCCAUUUAAUAAGUAUUCCAGCAGAUACAGAUGUGAACAGUCAAGUCUCUGCCAUUAACAGUGCUUGUGUUCUAAUGCAAGAAGACAAAUAUUUUCAAGAAAGAAACAAAUGCCAUAAAAACAUGCAGGCCAAUAGGUUAUGUGUACUAUGCAAGACAGCUGUGAGAUGACAUUUGACAGAAUACUUGGUUAAUAGUGAAAAACAUUCCAGAACUUAUUACAAGCCCCAAGGCGACAACUAGCUUGGUGUGAGGGACAAAAAGGCUAGUGGGGUCAAAAUCUAUAAACCUGGAGAUAACAGUUAACCAAGACCAGUUCACGUAGGGCAGAGGUGUCCAACCUUUUGACUUCCCUGGCCCACAUUGGAAGAACUGUCUUGGGCCACACAUAAAAUACACUGAUAGCUUAUGAGCAAAAACAAACAAACACUUCAUAUGUUUUAAGAAAGUUUACAAAUUCAUGUUGGGCCACAAAGCCAUCCUGGGCCACGGGUUGGGUUAAGAUUGACCUAGCACCUCAUAGGCCAGGGUAAGGGGUUUGCACUAUAUUCUGAUUGCCAAGGGCAGGUACUGGGUCAUUAACCCAAUCCACUAGCUGCUAUGUAGGGUAAAAAGCAGUCCAAGUACAGUGACUAGCUAUGGGGCAGUUGCAGUCGUUCAGGAAAAAGGCUCUAGGUGGAAAGAGAUGUGGACACAAGUUCUGGGACUUGAGAGGGACUGCUGAUUGAUGGUAUGAGGUGUACAAUAGACAAUUUGAGGCCAAUCGCUAAGUUUACAGCUGGGGGGAAAGGUGCCCAUAACCAAGUCGGGAAUCAGUAGGUCCACAGUCAACCAGAGAUGAAGACUCCCCCUUUGCUUUAACAAUCAAACAUAUACUGUGAGACGGCCAUUAAGAGAUGAUACCAAGAUUAUGCAUCAAGUUAUAAAGCAGUCCUUUCAUCAGAUGGUAAAUUCUCAUUUCAUCUCCAUUUUCUUCCAGUCCUUAAGGGAAAGAAGUUGAGUCUUCCAAUGCCAAUCUGAGGACCCCUCAGAGAUAGUCUACACCUCAACAAGCACAUGAAGAAAACUAUUUUGAAUGUUCUUUGGCAACUUGUCCGUAAUUUGGGAUCAAAUGUUAAAACCAGAAAAAUGCUUAGUGUGGAUUUCAGCAAAACCUGAUCCCACCCAGAAGACCUUCUCAUCAAUAGAUCGCCCUUAAAGACCCAUUGUAAGGUCAUAAAAAACCUUGGCCAACUGCACAAAGAUGGUGCCUCACUGCAAGAAACCUUAAGGUGCCUUACCGACGAAAUAGACCAAAUAAAUGAUUGUUCUCUAAGGCCCGAGGGCAAGACUCAUGACGAGCAAGUCAACCCCAAUCUGGAACGAUAUCCCUCCUCUUAAGAAUAUUCCAACUAAAGACCAGUUAAAACAUUAGAGUACGUUCCUGUGAAUUUCCACUUUCCAGGCAGAUGACCAAAUUUAGGUGGUCAACAUAUCAAGGUGACAGCUAGUUUUAAGUGUGAAACUUAUUUCACCUUCACACUGCCUUCAGGCCAGAAGCAAAACAAAUUUACUGGGUUUGGCUGGAGGAGCUUUGUGCCUCAUCUUUUACUGGUUUGAAUUUUUUCAAACCAGUGGCUGACACCUGCCUUGUACUUAGUACCUUAAUACCAAUAACCUAAUGGUACUUAGGUGAGUACCAUUUGCAGAAUCACUGUUUUACUUAUGAGCAGAUACAGAUAUAUCCAAACCCUUACCUACUAGGCAUCCUGCUAGGGUUUUCAAUUCCAAUUCUUGUAUUAAGUUUUUUCCUUUCAGUUUCAGGUGCUAAAGUAAUCAGUCAAUCCAAUAUCCCCCACCUUUGUCUUGAAACAAAAACUGUUUUAAGACAUCUACGUUGAACUAUUCAGAGAAUUAAGCAAUAAAAGCUCACACCUUA
Molecule: messenger RNA, 2741 nt
Organism: Nomascus leucogenys (northern white-cheeked gibbon)
Lineage: Eukaryota; Metazoa; Chordata; Mammalia; Primates; Hylobatidae
Gene: KDELR3
Product: KDEL endoplasmic reticulum protein retention receptor 3
Biological process (GO): endoplasmic reticulum to Golgi vesicle-mediated transport; protein retention in ER lumen
Cellular component (GO): membrane; cis-Golgi network; endoplasmic reticulum
Molecular function (GO): ER lumen protein retrieval receptor activity
Source: RefSeq, a predicted model, not a curated record